AUGCGCUACGCGGACCCCUCGGCCAACCGGGAUUUGCUGGGGAACCGAACUUUACUCUUCAUUUUCAUCUGCGCCUUCGCCUUGGUGACCUUGCUGCAACAGAUCCUGUACGGCCGAAACUACAUCAAGAGAGGCCCUCACUUUGGUUGGCAGAGUGGUGACCAGCUGGCCAAUUGGACGGGGCUCCCUAAUGUCACGGACGACCCAGCAGUGCAGAGCAGCAGUGACUCCAGCUCCAGGUACUUUGAAUUUUACGAGGGCCCAUUUGAAUAUAAUUCCACAAGAUGUCUGGAGCUGAGGCACGAAAUCUUGGAAGUAAAGGUGCUGUCCAUGGUGAAGCAGUCAGAGCUGUUCGACAGAUGGAAGAGCCUGCAGAUGUGCCGAUGGGCGAUGAAUAUCUCUGAGGCCAACCAGUUCAAGUCCACUCUGUCCCGGUGCUGCAAUGCCCCCUCCUUCCUCUUCACCACUCAGAAGAACACGCCCCUGGGGACCAAGCUCAAGUAUGAAGUGGACACCAGCGGCAUCUACCAUAUCAACCAGGAGAUCUUCCGCAUGUUUCCCAAGGACAUGCCCUACUACCGGUCCCAGUUUAAGAAGUGUGCAGUGGUGGGCAAUGGAGGCAUCCUAAAGAACAGCCGCUGUGGGAGAGAGAUCAACAGUGCUGACUUUGUCUUCCGGUGCAACCUACCCCCCAUCUCAGAGAAGUACACCAUGGAUGUGGGGGUGAAGACGGAUGUGGUCACUGUGAACCCCAGCAUCAUCACAGAGAGGUUCCACAAGUUGGAGAAGUGGCGGCGGCCCUUCUACCGGGUGCUGCAGGUGUACGAGAACGCGUCGGUGCUGCUGCCCGCCUUCUACAACACGCGCAACACCGACGUGUCCAUCCGCGUCAAGUACGUGCUGGACGACUUCGAGUCGCCACAGGCCGUGUACUACUUCCACCCGCAGUACCUGGUCAACGUGUCGCGCUACUGGCUCAGCCUGGGGGUGCGCGCCAAGCGCAUCAGCACCGGCCUCAUCUUGGCCACGGCGGCGCUCGAGCUCUGCGAGGAGGUGCACCUGUUCGGCUUCUGGGCCUUCCCCAUGAACCCCUCGGGCCUCUACAUCACCCACCACUACUACGACAACGUCAAGCCCCGCCCCGGCUUCCACGCCAUGCCCUCCGAGAUCUUCAACUUCCUGCACCUGCACAGCCGGGGCAUCCUGCGCGUGCACACAGGCACCUGCAGCUGCUGCUGAGGGCGGCGCACGCUGGCCCGCCACCGGGCACCCCCGGGCGAGCAGAAACGCGCUCCUCCUCUUCCUCCUCUCCUUCCUGCCCCGGGCAGUGUGGGGGGCGCCUGGCCUUCGGGCUGUCACUACCUCGGGGCGUUCAGCUUCCUGUUUGGGUGGGUGGGCCAGGAGGCAGGGAUGGGGAGGCCCCGGGUAGAAUCGGCUCUGUGCUAAGCAUCCUGGCCUCGGCUGGCAGGGGCAGGGGUGUCCCCGUGUCCCCACCCUGCCCACUGGGAGCAUGCUGCUGAGCCAAGCCUCAAGAUGGGGCCUUGGGGGUUGCAAGUGACUAAAGCACAUUUGCACUUAAUUUUAGCAUUCGGGAAAGCACACACUGUAGUGGCCUUGCCACUGCUGAGGGAAGGCCCUGAAGGACAGAAAAGAGGGAGACUGAACAUGUGAGCACGGUCAGGAUUUGGCUUCCUGAGUUUUAUCCAAGGCCCCAGCCGUGAUUUGCUAUCUAGAACCUCUGAGCUUACAGAUCUACCCAGCAGCCGGACCUUCCCAUGAAGACAGAUACAGUGGCUUAGGGAGGUCCAGGGUUUAAUCAAGGUCACUCCAGCUGAUGUAAGUCCCUUAAGUGACACCAUGAGAUGUAAUGCAAGCCCCGUGUCUUAGCAUCUUCGCCUCAACACUGUCAACUGAGAGCUACGCUCUUUCACACGCAUCCUCAGACACACACACACAGUCUCGGCACCUCCAAGUCCAAUCCUGUGUCUGAUCCUCCUAAUGACAAGGACCAGCCAUUUGCACGAAGGUUUUCAGGUCAAUGGUAUUGACUUAAUCUGUGCUUCGCAAUAUGCUUCCUCUCCAGUCUCCUUAUUUUCAGCUCUAUUUUAACCAGGAGUUAUUUAUAAGAUCCCUUCCUCUUUCUGUUCCCGAAUCCUGCGGAAUCCUGCUGCAUUGUGUUCCUGAGCUGAAACUGUAGGCUCCAGGCUGGAAAGCGCUGAGAUGUGACUGAUGAGCUUCGCAGAUGGAAGUGCCUCACGGCCUCCAACACCAGCAUCACUGAGGGUUCCACUGUGAAGGCAGGACUUCCCGCAUCAUGCAACCUGGUGGCCUCCCCACCCAUGGACCCCCGGAGCCUGUGCUUUGGGAAUUUAACUGUGCCUGGGCUGAAAGGAGUUAGCAUGGCAUUUCGCCUCUGAAGUUCACUGUCUUUGCUUCCCCCAUGCUGUCUGGGCCAUCAGUGUGGUCCUGCCUGAUAGACACCCACGGAGACUUGCCUUAGAACCUAGCUUCGGGGAAUGUUAGUUCUGGAGGACCUCAGGCCCCUCCUGCCUUUUCUCAGAAGCCUAUUCUGCUUGGGUCUGGGGGUGGGCUUGGGAAGACAGGAUGACCAAUAAAGGCAGAGUCACUGUCCUCUUGGGGUGGAGGGCAUACCCCAGCCCAGCCCAAGGAGGGCAAGGAGCUGUGGGUUGUCAGCUGGGAGUGGGGAGCACAAUCUGGUGACUGCAUUUUAUAGGAAGAGCAGCAGGCCCAGCCAGGGAGAGACAGAGGAGAGCAUGGGCUCAGCCCUGGGCCUCCAGGCUGCUGGUCCAGGGCUCCUUUCUUGGCUAAUUCCUUGGUUUGGGCUUGUGUUUCCUGGAGGGUAUGCUCCAUGCAUAACCCUGUUCUGGAGGCUGACCUUCCACCUUUGUUCUGAGCCCUGGUCCUUACUGGGCAAGCCUUGGGCUGCUUGUCUGUAGAGCAGGGAAGUAGCCAGUGAGACAAACUAGACCCUAGUGAGCCAUACGCUGGGAAAAGCUGUGUGAGCCUGGGGAUGACCAGGCUUUCUUGGGGUCUGUCUGUCCCUCCCAAGGAAGAUACUUCUGGGGAAGGUUCCAGUUAGCUGAGGUUUCCAUCUGCAUGUUUGUGGUUAAUUGAGCCCAGUUCUUGAAACCGUGGAAUGUCAGAACUGUGAGGCUUCUAGAGACCAUUUUGUCUCAUUUAAGGAGACAGACCUAGAAGGAGGGGUGACCUACUGAACAGAGCCCCUGGGUGACACUUCUGUUCCAAGUGUUUUGGGGGCAGGAGCCGUGGCAAUCAGACAUCAGGAUUCCCACUGCUUGGGGGUGCCGUGGGUUGGUGUCUGCCCCAGCAGGGCCCUUGUAGGAGCGGGGGAUAGAACCUCAUGAUUCACUCCAUAGAGGAGUCGGGACUCAUGGUCCCAUUUCUGCCUGUGGGUAUUAGGGCAAGUCUCUUCUCUCCCCACAGGCCUAUUGCCUCAUCUUUACAACUAGAGGCUUACGAAAGAUCUCUAGGGUCUUUACAACCUCUAAUUUGUUUUUGGAGGCAUCCUUGAUAUACAGAUCUGAGCCACAAGUAGUGUUUACUAUUAUAACAGCUAACAUUCAGUGUGCUCUCAUUCCACGUCAGGCCCAGCACAUUUCUUUGCAAUUAUCUCCUGUGGUCCUCACAAGACCCCCUUAGGUAAGGAGGCUCCUACUGGAGGCUCACAGUGAUCUAGUGACUUGCCCAUGGUCAGGCACCCAAUGGAGGAGAUCGCACCCAGGUUUGUGGAACCCCAAAGCCUAUGCUCGUCUGUCUCAGCUGCUUCUCAGCCAGUGUCAUGAGGGCUGGAACAAGAGGGAUCCUGAUGGAGGUGCCUCUGCAGGGUGUUACUGGGCCCUGCUCCAGGAACAAAUGCUCUGGGAGGCUGUCCUGGGUCCGGGAGGCAGUCUCUGCUUGGAGGUGUCCCCCACCCGCAUCCACUGUAGCAACACUCACCCACCCGUGGUAGAAUGGGUGCCACUCCAGCCCUGCAGGGAGCUGAGAUCAUCUCUACAUCUUGUAGGUGAGGGGAGAUGCCCAGAAAGCAUACAUGUUAGGUGACAACAUGUUGAGUGACUUGCCCAAGUCCCAUGGCCAGCGAGUGCCUCAGUUGGGACUCAUCCACUCUCCUGACUUCCAGGCCAUGCUUGUUCUCCUGCAGUCGGUGUUUGUGGGAAAAAAAAUUGUGUUCAAAGGCUCCAAGGGAUGUGGGCCUUGACUCAGGAAGCCCCCCUGCUCUGUUCCCUGCUCCUCCAACUCCGUACCAUGGGGUAAUGCAGACUACCAGUUAAAUUCUCAUUUGAGGGAAAUCGAUUUCCCACAAAUAAAACAACCCUCAUGUCUUCUCUGUGCUAAACUCACUGCUCCAGGGUUAAAAGACAGCAAAAACAAGUAAAUGACUCAGUGCUUAGCCAAGCAGAACGGAAGGUGGCUCAAGGUCAGAUGCAGCCUGUGAAACUCAGCAGCAAAGCUGCUGGGGCGACUCUGCUGGCUGGUCACCUGGUGCUGCAGAGAGCAGAGAGCCCCCAGCCCUGCACUCUGCUGAGUGGGGGGAGCCAGCGGGGGCAGCGCUUCUUUUUGGUUGAGGGAGGGCACAGGGCUGGCUUCAGCUGGGCCCUCAACAAGUAAUUACUGAGCACUUACUUUGUGCCAGGCAUUGUGUUGGGUGCCAGGGACCAACCAUCAAAUCAUAGCCUGUGCCCUCCCCAGAGGGUGUCCAGACGCGGAGUCCAGAGCCCACAUGCUGCACAGGAGCUGUGCAGGGAGUUGGCAAGUCUGCACUCCAGGACAGUUACCAGGGGAAGAGGACAGGGCCUACCGGAGUUAAGCUGGAAUUCUGAAGGUUGGUGAUGGCCAAAGCAGUGGCCGCUCCUCAGGCCUCAUCCUUGACGUUCACGUGACAUGUGAUGGGGGUAGUGGUGGUGGCUUCACCAUCCUUUUGAGGCCUCUCUUCCUUUGUUGCCUAACAAACCACUCUCCCCUGACUCCUUCUGUCUCUGAAUGCUCCUUCUCAGGCCCCUUUGUUGAUUCACCUCCUGUGAGGCUUCUUCAGGGCUCUCUUCUCUCAGCAGGCGUGCUCCUGCAGAAAUCUCACCUCCUCACACCCCCUGUCCUGUCCCUGUGUCUCAGCCUCCUUACCUGCAAGCCAGGUCUCCCUUAGAGCAUCAGAAGCACACUCACCACAGUCUCCUGGACGUCUGUACCUGCGCAGCAUCUCCAAUCUCAUCGUGUCCUCAGCUGACAUAGUUGAAAGGACAACCUGGCUUCAGGGUUCCCUCUUACCAUGUACUAGCUGGGUGACCUCCAGGGAGCUGCCUUAAGUCCCUGGAUCCUCUGAUCCAUUAUUUGAGGAGUGAGGCCAAGACACCAGCCUCUCUAGCUGUGGCAAAGGUCAAGUGAAAUAGGGUCUUACAAUGUCUAGCACAGAACCCGGCAUAAACUAGACACUCAGCACCGGUCCCUCUGCCUCCUCCCUUCCGCAUCCCUCCACUGGUGAAUGGCUUUCCUGCACUUUCCCCAGAAACUGGGUCAACCUUGGCUCUUCCUUUUCUUUCACCUUCGAUGUCAGCAUAACUACUGGAGAACCACCCCCCAUGAUGCCUGCCAUUCGGUGGCUGCUGCUGAGUGAGUGGUGAUGUCUGGCUUGAAACUCAGACUAGGGACUUCAGUGCGAAAAGAGUGAAAGUGGAAAUAUGGCACACAACUCAACUUCUGCACUUUGUAUAAACAUGAGUAUAAAAUAUAACCUGCCAUUAAGCUAGCGACGAAAGAAAUAAUUGGGAAUCUAAAACAUUUAUGAAAUCCAUUUUGGCCUGGAUAUGAUCAGAUAUACUUUUUUCCCUAUUUUUGAUUGUGAUAAAAUGCACAUAAAAUUGACCACUUUAGCCAUUUUUCAAGUAUACAGUUCAGUAGUGCUAAGUGCAUUCACAUUGUUGUGCGACCAAUCUCCACAACACUUUUCAUGUUGCAGAACAAGCUCCGUACCCAUCAGAGGAGAACUCCCAUUCCCGCCCCCCCACCCCGCCUCUGGCCCGCAGCACCCACCGCUCUGCUUUCAGCCUUUGUGAAUUUGUUCUCAGUACCUCACAUAAGUGGAAUCAUACAGUAUCUGUCUUUUUGUGACUGGUUUAUUUCUCACAGAAGCAUUUAGGCAGGUACAAGCUGUUCUUCAAUGAUGUUAACUGUUUCCAGUGUCUCUGUAAUAGAAUUCUGAUUUUCCUUUCCAUCUGGAGCAGUUGUCCUGGGCCCUUGGUCUGUCCCUGGCUUCUGAUGAUCUUGGCGCCUUUGUGGAGGCUCGGCGUGGACCUGGUCUGCUUUGCUAGCAGGCCUCAGCUGUCCUGGCUACACAGCGUCCCGAGAGGCAGCAGCUCUGCCCAUCUUUUUUCAAGUCUAGAUAUUUUCCCCUGCAUAGUCUUUUAUGUGAAGCCCCCCCACCUCCCGGCUUUUUUCAUUUCAAAAAACAGUCGCUGAUGUAGCUCUUGGCACAAAAGCCAGAAAUCAGUGACUGUCUUUCUUUCCACUCGGGGGAUGGUUCCCUUGGCAACUAAGUAACUCAUUUCUUUCAACAAAAUGACUUGCUCAGCUUUGGGGUAAAAGUUUUAUUUCCUCUGAAUUGUGGUUCUCAGCCUUGUGGGUGCAUUAGAAUCACCUGGGGAUCUUUAUAAAGUAACCCCUGUGCCAUGUCCCAGCCCUCACAGAGAAUCUGAUAUGAUCGGCUUAGGGAGAGGGCCUCCUGUCUUUAUUUUUAAAAAUCUUACGUGAUUCUAUUGCAUAGCGGUUAAGAUUCAUUGCCCUAAGGCAGAGAGGUUCCACCCUGGCUCUACUUUGGGGUCAUCUGAGGAGCUUUGGGAAAUACUUCUGCUGGGACCCCACCCGCCCCCAGAUCCAGUUGGUCUGAGGUUUGACCGAGGUAUUUCAAACUUUCCUGGUGAUUCUAACAUGUAGCCAGGGUUGGGAACCACUAUUCUCGAGCAGCGGUUCUGGAACUUGAACCCUUGUCAGAGUCCGAGUCACCUGGAGCGCUCAGGGGCUCCUGGGCCUCCGCCCUGUGGUCUCUGACUUGGUGAGCUGGCUUGGGCCUUUCUCAGACAGCUCCCAAGUGAUGGUGAUGAUGGUGACAUGGUGACACUAGUCCCUAGCCACUAGAGGAUCUUCUGACUAGCUGGACCCUGUUCUCCUGCAUUCCCCACCCCCACCCCCCACCCCUGCAUUGGGGGUUGGGAAAAGCUGAUUGGAGCCUGAGGCUUCUUAAGGUACCAAAUAGCUUUUCUUUUUUCGAACAUUUUAAACACUGAAAUAAACGUUAAGAAAUAUUUUUAAACCAAAGGUACAUAGAUAUUUCUUCUCCCAGGUUAGAGGGCUCUGAGUGGGCCUGGAUUAAGAAUUUAUUUGUGCCUGGGAUUACCAUACCAUGCAGUUGUGAUCAGAGCUAAGGGGUUGAUGUCUCUGGAGUGUGGGACCACCAACCUGUGACCAGGGGAAGGUCAUUCUGUGACCGGUGCUGGAAGGCGGAUAGCAUCGGUGGGCCACACUGCACUCUCUGGCACAGACCGUUCCUGGGCCCCAGGGAGUGUGUGUGUGUGUGUGUGUGUGUGUGUGUGUGUGUGUAGGGAAACUGGGUGCAGUGAUCUGUCCCCACCCCCACCGCACCCACGGAAAACAAGUAGGAAGGUAGUGGUGAGAAGAUGUGCUACAGAAAUGGCCUGUGACCCAGGGAGUAGAGGUCCCUUCCUGCUGCAUUACACUCUUCCUUUUCCACCUUCCUUUGGAAAAGGCUGCAGUUGAAACCAGCUACGUAGUGUCUGGAUCCUGUCUCAGUCUCUCCUCCAAUGGGUUGACACGUCCCCUUGCCCCUUCCCUCUGCAGAUGCCCCCAAUGGUGUGGUCCCAGUGAGAACUUGAUCCUGAGGCAGCUCAGAAUCCCACGAUCAAGUGCAAAGUUUACGAGACCCCCCCUCCAGCUCCCCCCCCCCCAACACCUGGGAGACUUGUUCAUGGAGAAUAUGGUCCCUAUCUUACCGAAAUAAGGUCAAAACAUACCUCACCUCCCAGGACCACUUACCCAACCAAGCAAGCUCACUCAGCCCUUAUAUAGCUGUGGACUCAGAUGAAGGAAAAUUAAUCUUGAGCCCCUGAAACAGAUGCUAAAAAGCUCUGUUUGUUUAGGACCAAAUAUUGUGCUAACAGCAGAUCCCUCGUGGGGUUCACCUUAAUUCUGAAUUCAAUUCUGGGGAACUUGAUUCUGGCUUCUCCUAGGAAAGCGAGUUAAGAGAAUGACAACAGCUACCUGGAUCUAGCAAGAAGUGACAGCUAGCAGUAACGACAUUACAAAGAUCAAAACUGUACGUUCAGAAAGCGCCAAGUGAUCUGAGGCCAUUUAGUGGAGGGGCAAAUGCGUGUCAUGAAGCAUUUUUUAGGUCUGCUCGCCUGUGGUGUCCUCAACCACAUGGGGGUAGGGAAAUGAGCCGAGCCGAGCCGUAUACUAUGUUUAAGAAGGAGGAGGAAGCAGUGCACCCAUUUUGGAAUUACUUCCCUCCCCGCAACACUUAAAACAGUCAUAGAAAUCUUGGUGCUUAAAAGGUUAGCCCUGCAUUAUCUUGAGGUUCAGGCAGGGACAAUAGUUCAUUAUCUGAUAGCAUAGGAUAAAUGAGGUGGACAAACUCAGUCUUUUGGACUUAGGUGUCAUUCCCUCUGAUCUUUGCCACCCUUCAGAGCAGAGGAGGUGAGGAGGAAGGAGGAGACGCUGCACCGCUUCCACCUACCCUCCCCCUUGAGACUUGCAGCAUGGCCCAUGGUGGGGGCCAGGGCGAGGGCCAGGGUGUUCCUUUUCUGCACUUCUGCUUCCACCUCUGGUGUCUUUGCUGUGCUGGGACCAGGGCAGGUGCUGCCGGGACCCGAGCCUGGAUUUAUCUGUGAAUUUGAGAAUACGACUCCCCCCUCCCCACUGCCCCCCUGCACAGGUGAACACUUCUGCUUUCCAAACACCUUCCUCACUCCUUUCUCACCAGGACUGGCUGUAUUCCGAGAAGCUGGGGCAGUUAGGAGCCUCCCUACCUGACUGCGCCCCGAAAAGAUGACGGUGGCAUGCCCCAGGUCACAUGGGAUUUGUGGUGGAGUUCUGGUGCUGGGGGCUGGGAGGGAGGCAGCCGUGCUCUGCUCUUGCCUCUGGGGCUUAUCUGCUUCCUUCUGUCUGAGGUUGUCAGGCUGAUGGGCCUCGGGUCCAGGCCCAGGCCUCAGCCCCAGCCUCACUCCCUGCUGGGGGGCGGGGGGGUGGGGGAGACAUCUUCUUUGGUGUUCGUUCCUCUCUAGGUCCCGAGCUCAGGGGCCCCAGAACCAGGACACUUGCUGGCUGUACCCAAGGGGGUGAGAGUGGAGGCAGUUUUGCUUGGCAGAGUCACCCAACACCCCCAGCCUGAGCAAAGUGGGAUUGCAGACGGAGUUAGCUCAGAGCCAGGGACGCAGCCCCCAGUGCUGUGGCCAUUGGGAGGAGGCUGCUGGGGUCCUGGGUGAUGGGGGCCAACUCUCCUGUCCCCUUCUCCAGUGGGACCCUUGACUCACCGUGGCUGCCUUGGGAGUGUGUCCUUCUGCCCUGGUUGCUGGUCCUCCCUGGGGCUCUCUUGCCUGCACACAUGUUUUAGGGAUGCGACAGGGUCUUCCCUGUGGCCUGCAAAUUUCCUUUCCAGACCCAACUGCCCUCCCGUCAGAAAGCCAUAACUCUUCUUCGAAGCCGUAUUGUUUGGGCUAAAAUAUAUGCAUCUAUUGUAUCUUUUUUUAAACAACACUUUAUCUCAAUGAGCGUCUGCUGGGCUGUUGAGUGUUACAGUUUGGGGUCCAUCCCCGGCCACCUGGCUCCCCAGAGGAAGCCAGGACAGACCACGGAGGUGAACAGGGGAGCAGUGGAAACCCGUUGGCCGGCGGCCCGGUGCUCCCUGCCCCACAGCUGUGCGCAGCCUCAGCCAGGCUCCAGGUCCUUUCACAGGAAGCCCUGCCUCGUGGGUCCCGGGAAGGCCGAGGAGUCUGUCCCUGAGGGUUUGGUGGCACCAACUCAACCCUGAGCAGCCUCCUGCGCCGGAGGACGAACCGAGCCCCGUGUGCUCCUGGGCCCGGAGCCGCUCCUGCUCCCCUCUCUCAGGAGCCCAAUCACGGGGCACUGGGCCGCACUGGGAAGGGAAGGGAGACCUGGGUGUCAUUUGCUGGGACGUGGAGACACUCGGUGUGAGUGGCACUGGGAUGUCGCUGGAACACAGCCCCCGGCCCUGGCUCUUUGGGUUGGCUCCUCAACUGCCCUGAUCACCCUGGAGAGCACGGCCCUGUGGCCUCUGGGGUCCGGGAGCAGGGGCUCCAGCCCUCCCUUCUCUUCAUGCAGCCCUGCUCAGGAGCAGGGAUCACACACCCCUGCAGCACCCCGCCAGCCAUGUGUGGCUGUCCCUGAGGGAUUUGGGAGUGAUGACUGAUCUGUCCUCAGAGUAUAAUCAGGGUACUUUGUAUCUGUCACUGUGCUUGAAAGGCCCUCCUUUUCCACCCAAUAAAACCAGUCAGACAGUUCAUCUAGCAAAGGCUCUUGCGCUGUGGCCCAGUGUGUGUGUGUGUGUGUGUGUGUUUGGGGGCUGGGUUCUUGCAGGCACAGCACCCUCCCCCCCACUCCGAGGAAGCUGCUGGCUCUUGCAAGGGGCUCACAGCCACCCUGGGCACAGGUUUGGGCCGUCCUCGGUGGGGUCCUUAUGGGAAGACCUGUCUGCAUCUGAGCCGGGGAGCAGGUGGCUCGCAAGAAGGGUGCAGAGACCAGAUCCAGACCUACAGUCAGGUAGGAAGCUGAAGUGACACCCUACAGGGUGCAGGAGGAUGUGGAGAGGGCACCGCAGGCUCGAGUCAGAGGAGGAAGAGUCCAGGCGAGCUGGAGGGCUGCCGGAGCAGGUGGUGUUUCAGCUGUGCCCCUACCUGGAAGCUAUGCAGACCUACUUUUUUGAAGCAAGGUCGCCGUCAAGGUCUGGAGUCACAUCAAAAGGCCUCUGAGCACUAAUUAUCUUCUUAUAAAAUUUUUAAAAAGAUUCUUUCCAUGCCAAUCUCCAUGAGUGUGUUUAAAAUAGGAUUUUAUAUACAUAUAUAUGUAAGACAUAUAUACAGUUUUUAAAAUUCAUGCACAAACAGCCUGACCAGGGCUAGCCUGUAGAAAAGACUCCCCAGAUCUGCAACUUGGGGAAGUCCAAAGUCCUCCCCAUGCUUUCCCAUUGGAGAAGACAACGUGCAGCCUCCCAGAGGCUGGCAUUUUCACGGCCCCUCUGCCUUCAGACUCUUGCUCCUGAGCAUGGUUUGGCUUUAUAUCCCUUAACCACUCAGGUACUAGAUGCAGACCGUCAGUGAUGGGAUAAUGCAUCCCAGAGUGAUACGGGAGGAGAGAAGAGGGAUGGAAGCCAUCUCUAAAUGCGCAACCUCAAAUGGAAUGUUUGGCAUCCCUGGGCUGACAUGUCCUUGGCCAGCCAGCCUCCCCCUGUGGACACCCCAGGCAGCCCCAGCCUCAGCCUGUGGCUCCGGCCUCUCCUCUUCCUGACCCUUUCAGUGCCUCCCUGUCCCCAGCUCCCCAGCUCCCUCCAGCGGAGAACACAGCCCCAUGCACUCUGCAUUCAAUCUCCUACGGAACCUGGAUCUUAGCUCACCUUUGACCUUCCUCCCUCCCUCCCUCCCAACAAGGAUGGAUGCCACCUGCAAGAUGUUUAAAUGUUUCUUAUUAUGAUGGCAUAACACCAAACACUCAAGCAAGCAACUGUGGAAUCUAAGGAUGUGGUCUGAGGGUUAGCCCUGAGACCUGGGCACUGCAUUCUAGUCUUGUCAUCAUAAGAAAAAAGAAAAAUCUGAGGGUCAGGGAAGUAGGAGUUCAAUAUAUAUUUUUGACUGAAUGAAGGGAUGAAUGUAUCAAUAAGCUGGGGAACAGAAGUUGAAUGUAGUUCAUUUAUUUCUUUAAUAAACACUUAAUGGAG
Molecule: messenger RNA, 11995 nt
Organism: Canis lupus familiaris (dog)
Lineage: Eukaryota; Metazoa; Chordata; Mammalia; Carnivora; Canidae
Gene: ST8SIA5
Product: ST8 alpha-N-acetyl-neuraminide alpha-2,8-sialyltransferase 5
Exons: 8
Coding region: 1-1239 (412 amino acids)
Biological process (GO): N-glycan processing; oligosaccharide metabolic process
Molecular function (GO): alpha-N-acetylneuraminate alpha-2,8-sialyltransferase activity
Source: RefSeq, a predicted model, not a curated record